AUGAUUAUUUCGACUCGUUCGACCGUUUCGAUGAGCCUAGUCUGCCUCCUCAAGACAUUUUACAAUAAGCUAGAAGAUAAGCCCUGUCCUCGAAGAAUGUACCGUAGAGCUCAAGAGGUGUGGACCAAAUUUAACUGCAGCAACUUGGGUCAAUAUGUUGACUUAUACAUGAAGACUGAUAUUCUACUCCUUGCAGAUGUCUUUGAACAGUUUAGAUCAAGCUGUAUUAGCACUUAUGAUUUAGAUCCGGCCCACUAUUUUACACUACCAGGCUUUACUUGGGAUGCCAUGUUGAAAUACACGCAACAAGAGCUGGAACUCCUUACCGAUCAGGAUAUGUUUCUCUUUGUCGAACGGGGUAUUCGUGGAGGGCUAAGUCAAGUCUGCUGUAAAAGAAGAGCUCAUGCAAACAACAAAUAUAUGCUCAAAUAUGAUUCAACGAAACCGGAUGUCUAUCUAAUGUACAACGACAUCAAUAACCAGUAUGGAUGGAGUAUGAGUCAAUAUCUUCCAUAUGGAGGCUUUGAAUGGGUAGACUCCAACAUCGAUAUCGCUACGAUUCCGGAUGAUGCAGACGAAGGUUAUAUUUUAGAAGUUGAUUUAACAUACCCAAAGGAUUUACAUCAAGGACACGCUGCUUUACCGUACUGUCCUAUACAUAUUAACCCGAAAACUUUAAAGCCACCUAUUACUACUAAAGAUCCUCCUUCAAAACUCAUGGCGACUUUGGACAAUAAAGAAAAAUUAAUACGUCAUCCACUAUCGCGCCUUAAAACAAGCAUUAGAGCAUGGUCCCCUUGGCUAAAGUCCUACAUUGACCUUAAUACAGAACUAAGAAAAAAAGCCAAGAAUGAAUUUGAGAAGAACUUGUUUAAGUUGAUGAAUAACGCGGUCUUUGGGAAGACUAUGGAAAAUGUCAGAAAACGGGUUAAUAUCAAAUUACUAUCCCAAUGGAAAGGACGUUACGGCGCAGAAUCAUACAUUGCGAAACCGGAAUUUAAAUCUUGCGCCAUUUUUAACGAAAACUUGGUAGCUGUAGAAUUGAAUAAGCUUGAAGUCUAUUUAAAUAAGCCUAUAUACGUAGGUCAAGCCAUUCUUGAUCUAGCCAAGACGACCAUCUACAGCUUCCAUUAUGACUACAUGAUGGAUAGAUUUGGAGAUAACUGCACAGUUCUUUACACAGAUACGGACAGCUUAAUUUAUGAAAUUCGUGAACAAGAUCCUUAUAUGGCGAUAAAAAACGACUGUUUUAAAUAUUACGAUACUAGCGAUUAUGACCCCAAUAACCCAUAUGGCAUACCCCUUGUAAAUAAGAAAGUGUUGGGCAUGAUGAAAGAUGAAAAUAAUGGACAGAUAAUGACCGAUUAUGUAGGAUUACGAUCGAAACUGUACACCACUAAAGUAUUAUCCACUAAGGACGAUUUAAUAAAACUACAACAGAAAUUGGAAGCGGAGGAGUAUGAUGAGGAUGAAAUUGCUACGAUUAUUAAAAAUUAUGGUUUGACUAAGAAGGCAAAGGGGAUAAAGAAAAGUGUAGUAGAAACUAAAAUUACCUUUGAUGAUUAUGUGGAGUGUCUGGAGACCUAUAAGCGCAAAACUACAUCUCAAAAUUUGAUUCGUACGGAUAAACAUCAAGUUUAUUCCAUAACGCAGUCGAAAAUUGCUCUAAGUCCUGAGGAUGAUAAGAGAUACCUGAUUCCUGACUCAUUUAACACUCUACCGUGGGGCCAUUAUGCUAUCAAUAAGCCUCAAGAUGUUGAACAGAUGGAAGUUGAUUAA
Molecule: messenger RNA, 1779 nt
Organism: Photinus pyralis (common eastern firefly)
Lineage: Eukaryota; Metazoa; Arthropoda; Insecta; Coleoptera; Lampyridae
Exons: 2
Coding region: 1-1779 (592 amino acids)
Source: RefSeq, a predicted model, not a curated record